AUGGAAAUUUUCUUUUCUUUCGUAUAUCUUUUCUUUCCUUUCACUAGUCUUGACUUUUCCAACCACCUUGUUGGACCUAAAAUAGAUAUGAGAUUAAGAGACAGAGAAAUUAUCCAGCACAAAAAUUUUGAUGAUGCUAGCGAUAGUGAUGAUAUCAUGGAGGUAGAAGGACCUACAGAAGAAUUGAAAAAACUGCAAGAGUUGGUUGAUAUGGAAGGAUCGUCAGGAGAUGAGGCACCACAAGAGGAAUCUACAAGUUCUGCAAAAGAAGUAGAGAAACUUAAAGUACAGCGUGAAGAAAAGGCACUUGAAGUAGAGCAUAAAAAAGAGAAAGAGAGAAGAAGAAAGACAGAAAGAAAGUUCAAAGAGCAGAAAAGGGCCAAACAAUUGAGACAAGAAGAACAAGAACAAGAACAACAGAUACCGAAUGAAUUGCCUGUGGAAUUGUUGGAAGAUUACAAGCCGAAGGAAAAGAAAGCAACGUCCAAAGGACGGAAAAUCAAGUUCGAAGAGGUGAGUACAGAAGAUGCCAAAAUAAUAAGAAUGGAAAAGCUUAAAGAGGUGAGGAACAUGAACAAGGAAAUGGAAGAGAAGGGUCCAGUAAUGGUCAAAAUCAUUAGAGAAAGGAAGUAUUCUGUUCCGGUAAGUGAGAUCUCGAGUAAGAGAGACAAAUGGUUACAGAGACGGUCGAUAAUGAGGAGGUAA
Molecule: messenger RNA, 705 nt
Organism: Brettanomyces nanus
Lineage: Eukaryota; Fungi; Ascomycota; Pichiomycetes; Pichiales; Pichiaceae
Exons: 2
Coding region: 1-705 (234 amino acids)
Source: RefSeq, a predicted model, not a curated record